Molecule: messenger RNA, 1176 nt
Organism: Nerophis lumbriciformis (worm pipefish)
Lineage: Eukaryota; Metazoa; Chordata; Actinopteri; Syngnathiformes; Syngnathidae
Source: RefSeq, a predicted model, not a curated record
UCACUACAGGAUGACCCCAGCAUGGAGAGACUGUUUAGAGGACACAAAGAUGCCGUCACUUGCGUGCAUUUCAGUCCGAACUCUAAAAUGCUGGCAUCGGGCUCCAUGGAUCGCAGCCUGAUGGUCUGGAACCUGUCAUCUAAGGGGAGGUGCUUGCACUUUGUCAACCAUCAGGAUGUCGUCACAGGUGUGCAGUUCUGCCCCCUUGGUAACCUGGUGGCGACUUCGUCUAAGGACAAGAUGGUCAGACUGUGGAAACCAUCCUUAAAAGGUGAGUCGACAGUGUUCAAGGCUCACAUAGCACCAGUGCGCAGUGUGGCGUUCUCCUAUGACGGCACGAGGCUGGUGACAGCCUCCGACGACAAGUCAGUGAAGGUUUGGAGCGUCAGCCGGCGAUGCUUCGUCUACUCGCUCAACCAGCACACCAACUGGGUACGCUGUGCUAGGUUUUCACGAGACAAUCGCCUUUUAGUGUCCUGUGGGGAUGACCGCACCGUCAGGCUGUGGGACACAUCCAGCAAAAACUGCAUCAACUGUUUCACUGACUGCUGCGGAUCCGCAACCUAUGUGGACUUCAACUCGAGAGGCACAUGUAUAGCAUCCUCAGGGGCGGAUAGCACCCUUAAAAUCUGGGACAUACGCACCAAUAAGAUCAUCCAGCAAUAUCAAGUUCACAAAGCAAGCGUCAACAGCUUCUCUUUCCACCCGUCCGAUAACUAUUUGAUCAGUGGCUCCAGCGAUGGCACUAUCAAAAUCCUAGACCUGCUGGAGGGACGUCUCAUCUACACGCUACAUGGACACAAGGGUGCCGUCCUCACUGUGGCCUUUUCCAUCUCUGGAGAGCUUUUUGCUUCGGGGGGUGCCGAUUUCCAGGUGAUGUUGUGGAAGACCAAUUUUGGCGCCAAACCGUACAGGGAAGUUCUGGAGUCACAAAGCCAGCGGACAGCGCCUAGACAGCAGCACCCUCACCUGACGGACCCCCAUAAAAAUAAUGUGUCUAUGAAUUGAAUUUUUGUGCGUUUAUUACAGGUCAGUCCAUGGGUGACAGACACACACUCACAGAAGCCAGAAAUCAUCGAGCUACAAGCAGCUAGUCACCAAAACCCUGAGAUGCAGAAAACAUUUGUGGAGGUGGUCUGUCUGACCACUGAACCAGUCGUUGCAGAGAACGUGUGA